CAGCGUGCGGAGCGCGCCAGAGCGCGGGAAGCCGGUCUGCGCGGGCGCUGGGUUUUCUCGGUUCAGGCGCGGAGCCUCCUUCGCCACAGUGAGUCCUCGCCCGCCUUGCUAGCGCCAGCGGAGAAGCGUGUCCCCUUCCCGGCUUGUUGUGUGACAGACCUUCUGCUGCACCCACUGGCGUCGCUUGGGUGGAGGAAUCCGGGCUGUGGAGAGCGUGCUCGGGAGGAGACUAACCUUUCUUUCUCCCUCCCACUCCCCGCUUUCCUCGCCUUGAAAAUAGACCAUCGUUAUAAGACAUUUUCGGGUAGGGAAAAGAAAACAUGCCUGCAACACAGAAGCCGAUGAGAUAUGGACAUACCGAAGGACACACAGACGUCUGUUUUGAUGAUACUGGAAGUUGUAUUGUGACUUGUGGAAGUGAUGGUGAUGUGAGAAUUUGGGAAGACUUGGAUGAUGAUGAUCCUAAGUCCAUUAAUGUUGGAGAAAAGGCAUAUUCAUGUGCUUUGAAGAAUGGAAAAUUGGUCACUGCAGUUUCUAAUAAUACUGUUCAAGUUCACACAUUUCCUGAAGGAGUUCCAGAUGGUAUAUUGACUCGCUUCACUACAAAUGCAAAUCAUGUGGUCUUUAAUGAGGAUGGCACUAAAAUUGCUGCUGGAUCAAGUGAUUUUCUCAUCAAAAUUGUGGAUGUGAUGGAUAGCAGCCAACAGAAGACAUUUCGAGGACAUGAUGCCCCUGUCUUAAGUCUUUCUUUUGACCCUAAGGGUGUCUUCCUGGCAUCAGCUAGUUGUGAUGGAUCUGUCAGAGUUUGGGAAAUUUCAGAUCAGACAUGUGCUAUUAGUUGGCCACUCCUACAAAAAUGCAACGAUAUGAUAAAUGCAAAAUCCAUCUGCAGACUUGCUUGGCAGCCAAAAAAUGGGAAGUUAUUGGCAGUUCCUGUGGAAAAAUCUGUAAAAUUAUAUAGAAGAGACACUUGGAAUAAUCAAUUUGAUCUUUCAGACAUUUUCAUCUCUCAGACCCUCAAUAUAGUAACCUGGUCUCCCUGUGGGCAAUACUUAGCUGCAGGUAGUAUUAAUGGUUUAAUUAUAGUUUGGAAUGUGGAAACCAAAGACUGCAUGGAAAGGGUGAAACAUGAGAAAGGUUAUGCAAUCUGUGGCCUGGCCUGGCAUCCUACUUGUGGUCAGAUAUCUUAUACUGAUGCAGAGGGAAACCUUGGACUCCUGGAAAAUGUAUGUGACUCCAGUGGAAAGAUGUCAAACAGGAAGGUAUCUAGCAGAGUGGAAGAGGAAUACAACGAUCUUUUUGAUGGUGAUAAUACAAGUAAUGCUGGUGAUUUUCUAAAUGAUAAUGCAGUUGAGAUGCCCUCUUUUUCAAGAGGGGCUAUAAAUGAUGACGACGAUGAUGACCUCAUGCUGGCUUCCAGUCAUGCUAGACAACGAAGUCAUGUUCUAGAAGAUGAUGAAAAUUCAGUUGAUGUUACAAUGCUAAAAACUGGUCUUCUCAAAGAGGAGGAGGAAGAUCAGGCAGGUAGCAUUCACAAUCUACCACUUGUAACAUCCCAAAGGCCAUUUUAUGAUGGGCCCAUUCCAACUCCCCGGCAAAAGCCAUUCCAGUCAGGCUCUACACCCUUACAUCUCACUCACAGAUUCAUGGUGUGGAACUCAAUUGGAAUUAUUCGCUGCUAUAAUGAUGAACAUGACAAUGCCAUAGAUGUGGAGUUCCACGAUACCUCAAUACACCAUGCAACACACUUGUCAAAUGCUUUGAAUUAUACAGUAGCAGAUCUAUCCCAUGAAGCUAUUUUGUUGGCAUGUGAAAGCACUGAUGAACUAGCAAGCAAGCUUCACUGCCUGCACUUUAGUUCUUGGGAUUCAAGCAAAGAGUGGAUAGUAGACAUGCCUCAGAAUGAGGAUAUUGAAGCCAUAUGUUUGGGUCAGGGAUGGGCUGCUGCUGCCACUAGUGCCUUGCUCCUUCGAUUAUUUACUAUUGGAGGUGUUCAAAAAGAGGUCUUCAGCCUUCCUGGACCUGUGGUGUCAAUGGCAGGACAUGGAGAACAGCUUUUCAUUAUUUAUCACAGAGGUACAGGAUUUGAUGGAGAUCAGUGCCUUGGAGUUCAACUAUUAGAGCUGGGGAAAAAGAAAAAACAAAUUUUACAUGGUGAUCCUCUUCCUCUUACAAGGAAAUCCUACCUUGUCUGGGUUGGUUUUUCAGCUGAAGGUACCCCCUGCUACGUGGAUUCUGAAGGCUAUGUUCGAAUGCUUAACAGAGGGCUUGGUAAUACAUGGACUCCUGUGUGUAACACAAGAGAACACUGCAAAGGAAAGUCUGAUCACUACUGGGUGAUUGGUGUCCAUGAAAAUCCCCAGCAGCUAAGGUGCAUCCCUUGUAAAGGUUCUCGGUUUCCUCCCACCCUUCCACGCCCUGCUAUAGCUAUAUUAUCCUUUAAGAUUCCAUACUGUCAGAUGGCAACCGAGAAAGGACAAAUGGAGGAACAAUUUUGGCGUUCAGUUUUAUUUCACAACCACCUUGAGUACUUAGCUAAAAAUGGUUAUGAAUAUGAAGAAAGCACUAAAAAUCAAGCAAUAAAAGAGCAACAGGAACUUUUAAUGAAAAUGCUUGCGCUUUCUUGUAAACUGGAGCGAGAAUUUCGUUGUGUGGAACUUGCUGAUCUAAUGACUCAAAAUGCUGUGAAUUUAGCCAUUAAAUAUGCUUCUCGCUCUCGGAAAUUACUAUUGGCCCAAAAACUUAGCGAACUUGCUGUAGAGAAGGCAGCUGAAUUGGCAGCAACCCAGGCAGAAGAGGAGGAAGAAGAAGAUUUCAGGGAAAAGCUGAAUGCUGGUUACAGUAAUACUGCUACAGAGUGGAGCCAGCCAAGGCCUAGAAAUCAAAUUGAACAAGAUGCUGAGGAUAAGGAAGAAGCUGAUGAUACAAAAGAAAAACCAGAACUACAUAAGCAUGUGCAGAACUCAUUUGCCAAAAGUUCAAAUUCCUCUGAUGUGUCAGCUAUUAAGUCAGGUGCAGUUAUCUCUAGCAACCAAGGACGAGUAAACCCCUUCAAGGUAUUAGCCAGUUCCAAAGAGCCAGCUGUGUCAUUGAAUUCAACACGUUCAACUAAUAUUUUGGACAGUAUGAACAAAUCAUCCAAGAAAUCUUCUGCACUUAAUCGGGCAGCAAAUAAUGAAAGGUCUCCAGUUAUAAAACCUCUGAUUCCAAAGCCAAAGUCUAAGCAGGCAUCUGCAGCAUCCUAUUUCCAGAAAAGAACUUCUCAAGCCAGUAAGACUGAGGAAGUGAAAGAAGAAAAUCCUAAAAAUGAAUCAUCUGAAACCCCAGCUAUCUGUCCCCAAAACACUGAAAAUCAAAGGCCAAAGACUGGGUUCCAAAUGUGGCUGGAAGAAAACAGAAGUAAUAUUUUAUCUGACAAUCCUGACUUUUCAGAUGAAGCAGACAUAAUAAAAGAAGGAAUGAUUCGGUUUAGAGUACUGUCAACUGAAGAAAGAAAGGCAUGGACUAACAAGGCCAAGGGAGGAACUCCAAGUGAUGAAACGGAAGGAAAGAAGCGAAAACAUGCAGCUGAUGAAAGUCUUGAAGCAGAAAACCAAAAGGAAGCAGCAAAGGAGAAUCUGAAUUUGCCUAAAAAGCAAAAACCCUUAGAUCUUUCUACAAAUCAGAAGCUGUCAGCAUUUGCAUUUAAGUAGGAGUAAAGGAAGAAAGUGACCUUAUGGAUUUUUUUGCUCGUCUUUAAAUAUGAACUUUUUUUAAUAUUUAGGAAAUGGAUUAUUAUAUAUUUUAAAAGUUUAAAGACAACUGUUUUUCUUUAUAAGAUAGUGGGGUGUUAGCUCAGUGGUAGAGCACUUUCCUAGCAAAAGGAAAGUCCUGGACUCCAUUUCCAGCAUUAAAAAAAGAAAAAAACAAAAUGUAGUAAUUAUAUUGAUAUAGGAAACAGCAUGUGUGCAAAUUAUUCUGUCCCCACAUGGAGCAGAAGCAUUAUGAUUGUAAUUACUAACUAUAGGCCAUAUUGUAUCCCAAUAGAAGUCAGUUUGAUUUUAUUUCUUACCUUCAAAAAUCAUCAAAACCAAGAUUAUAAAACCUCUGCACAACGAAGUUAUCUUCUAGGGGUUUCCUCAGUUGGUUUAUGUCAUGUACUGGGAAAUACCACAGUAGACCUCUUCCCAAGUAUGUUAACAUAGACUCUUUUUUUUUUUUUUUUUUGUCUAUAUUAGACCUGGGGGGCCAUGCUUUUUAAAUAUGGACCUCAAAUAUGUAAAUAAUCUUACAAAUAAAACUUUGUUUUAGAAAUUUCUUUAUAUAUGGUUUUCAAUUUUCUGUAUAGUGUAGGCUUUUUUGGAUAAAU
Marmota monax (woodchuck) is the source of this 4348-nucleotide messenger RNA. It is a transcript of the gene Wdhd1, whose product is annotated as WD repeat and HMG-box DNA binding protein 1. Gene Ontology annotation, biological process: DNA-templated DNA replication; DNA repair; mitotic cell cycle. The record is from RefSeq and is a predicted model, not a curated record. Gene Ontology annotation, cellular component: nuclear replication fork. The transcript has 25 exons. NCBI's taxonomy places the organism in Eukaryota, Metazoa, Chordata, Mammalia, Rodentia, Sciuridae. Gene Ontology annotation, molecular function: protein binding; chromatin binding. The coding region runs from base 321 to 3692 and encodes 1123 amino acids.